AUGACCGAACGAGCCAUCGUCCCCGCCACGGCCACCGUGCCCUUUGCCUUUCGCUUCAUCCUCACCGUCCUCGAGCCCCUGGCGGCCCUCCACGGCGCCUGGAUGUGCCUGUACAACCCAGGGCGCUACCUGGCCGCCAUGACCCGCGACGCCUUCCCCUUGUCCCCGUCCGAGACGUACAUCUACACGACGGUGGGGGGGAGCUGGAUCUAUUUUGCGUUUCUCGAGGCCGUCGUGAUGCGUCUGUUUGACGACGUGCGUCUGUGGCGGUACCUGUGCGCGGGCAUUCUGAUGAACGACGCGGUGUACUGCCACGCGACUGCGCAGGCGGUUGGGGGAUGGGAGGUGUGGCUUGAUGUGGGAAAGUGGACGAGGGAUGAUUAUGUCGUGUUUUGGUCGACCUGGCCGUUGAUCGUUGUCAGGGUGUUGGUGGUGUUGGGUAUUGGCUUGAAGAAACUACCCGACAAGAAGAAGCACGAAUGA
This is a messenger RNA of Cordyceps militaris CM01, 483 nucleotides long. RefSeq lists its product as uncharacterized. NCBI's taxonomy places the organism in Eukaryota, Fungi, Ascomycota, Sordariomycetes, Hypocreales, Cordycipitaceae. The transcript has a single exon. Bases 1 to 483 code for a protein of 160 amino acids. The record is from RefSeq and is a predicted model, not a curated record.